UCUACUCAAAGGUUCAAUUCCAUUCUGGUUCCAUAUCCAUGCAUGUACGGAUAAAGCUCUGCUAGCUAGCUAGGCUUAGUUAAGUAUCUAAAACUGAAGGUUCAGUACGUCUAGACUGCACUUGCAAAGAACCAGAUGGCUGCCUUAUCACGAAAUGCUGACUUUGCUGUUCAGCAGUCAAACCUCAGCUCAGAACUGUCCACUAAAAUUGCCCCUACUGAAUUCCAAGAGCAGUCAGGCUACCAUCAACUUGAAGCAUACACAUCUGAAAACUCAAGCCAAUACAAUAAUAUGUAUGACUCUAAAGAUAAUUCUGUGUACCCAACAGGCAGAAUCCAUUCAUAUCCUACUGAAAGCAAUGUUUCUGGUGACAUUUCCAGCGCCACUUACCAGCCAACAGUGAGCAAUACGACAAACACUUCGUAUCAAUCCUCGAAUUCAUCUUACUUUCAAGAUGGUGAUUCAAAGAUUGCUGACCGACCAGCACAGUCUACUGCAUACACAAAGGAUCCAGUUUAUAACUCCUACAGCCAGCAACGCUAUAGUAACUCUGAUGGCAGCUUUGAGGGUUAUUCGAGUCGUCAUGGCUAUUCUAAUGAAGUAGGCUAUGACAGAUCUUACAGCCAAGAAGCAGGCUACAAUGAACGCUUCAGUGAUCAACACCCAAACUCAUACAAUCAGGGUUUCAACAGAGACAGUUACCAGUCAAAUUCACAGGACUACCCAUAUUCAAACUAUAGUCGGCAGCAUCAAAAUUACUCUCGAGGCAAUUAUUCAUACCAAAAUUCCACUCAAGGAUACGAAGAUUCUUCUGAUUCGCACCCCCAUUCUGGUCAUGACAGAAGGUACCGUCAAGACACUCCCACAAGCUAUGUUCAGGAUUACCAUGGUGACCGUACCUAUAAUCACGAAAAUCAAUACAGCCAACCGUAUGACUCUGGCUAUGAUAGAGGAAGGUCGUACCAAUCAAAGCAUGAGGACUUACAGUAUAGCAAACCCAAAAGAUCUCCUGAAAGAGAAAGAGACCAUGGUAGGAAGGAGUCGAACUCAAGUGAUGAUUUUGUUCAGAGGCGCUCUGCCAUUCUGAAACGUGCUCAGGUUCAUGACGGAAGCAAACAUACUAAAGCUUCUCGAGGACCUCAAAUCGUUCAACCACAUCGUUUAUCUGAUUCUUCUGAUGCUAAAAAGGGCGAUAAAAGUAAGCAAUCUGAAUUCCCAAAGAGAAAGUUGGACAGUUUCAAGAUUCCUAAAAAGAAAAGUGCAAUUUCUGCUUCUUCCCCAAUAAAACAAUCUGUUCCAAUACCCGCACUGGGUGUCAAAGAACAGGAAAAGAUCGAGCACAUAAAAUUCUCACAAACUCUGUGUAAGCCACCAAGUGCUACUGUUGUACAAACAAGCACGAAUUACACUACUGUCGUCUCAAACACUACAAACAAGCUUUCUAAUCUCACUGCGAAAGCUGCACCCAAUGACGCUUCAAUUGAAACUGAUAAAGUCAUUGCUAACAAGCCGGAUCAUCUUGUUAUUGGCAGUCCUUGUCAACCUGCUAUAAGCAAGUCUGUACCAUCCAAAAGCACAGGGAAAAAGACACAAAGCUCAUCUUCAGCUGGCAAGGCAAAGACCCAGCGAUCUACAAAAGCGAAUGUCAUGCCCACAAUUCUGUCUACACUUGACCCCAAGACUCUCAUGUCAUUGGCAGUCACUUUGCAGAAAAGCAUAGAAAAGGCUAAAGCAGAUAAGAGUGCACUCACGUCCAGUAAUCCUCCAGUUCCUGCACAUACGAGCUUCACUGCUUCUGUGAACUCUCCUGGUAUCAAACCACCUACCUCUGUCCAUGGAAGUUCUACUGCUUCUCUUGUUCCCAAACAGGCGACAUUUGCAACUGCUUUGCCAGUGCCUGUACCUUCCCCAGCAGUGGUAAGCAACCAGCUGACCAGCACAAUCAAUUCCAUACUCUCAGCAGUAGUGAGCAAGACGCCAGCAUGUACGAAUACUCCUCAACUCGACACAACAACUCUGACAACCCAGAAUAUCUCGUCAAUAUAUUCACCCAGUGGCGAAAUCAAACCUGCAACACACCUAAUUGCUGAAGCUAGUUUUGCAGCACCCAUUGCCAGUACCAAAGUUUACAAGCCUGCAGUAACCUCUGACAGCACCAAUGUCGAUAUUGAGAGCUCACAAGGGGUUGUAUUGGCCACGGUGAUCACCGCAUCGUCCACCCCUAGUUUUUCUCGUACUGCUGCCAAGCCCAUUGAGAGUUCUGUUGGCAAGGACCCCCAACUUCCCAUCGCUACUGCCUCUCUGUUGUCUACAAUAUCUAUAGAUUCGAAGAACGUUUUCUCGUCUUCGAAUGCUUGUUCUUCCUUGCUUGUAAACACUCUCUGCACAACCUCGUGUGCAUCAACGAUUCCUACAAGUACACCUACAGCUUUAGUUCUAAAAACUGAGCACUCUCUUCAACAGCAGACUGUGAAUGUAGAAGUUGCUGAAAUAAGCCAAAGCAAUGAAGGUGAACUAGCUCGUAAACGUGCUUGGACUGCGGAAGAAUCCGAAGACACAAGUACUAUUUCCUCAGCAAAACGAAUGAAGCCUGAUAAUGUCAAUGACAAAACACUAUCUACAGUGCCAGUGGUGUUUUCUUGUAACGAGACCCAAGAAAUGGAGAAAUCACCCACUGCUAGUAAACUGGAAAACAAAUUUGUGAAUGGUAAACUGUCAAAGCCUAAACCUGAACCCAAAAGUAGAAGGAAAUCUGGCAGCCGGUCAAAGAAGAAGGUCAGUGCUUCAAAGUUCACCACUCGCAGUUCUAUCACUACAGUCUGCUGCUUCUGUCACAAGAAGGACUCUGAAUUCAACCUAGGGUUUCUGUUUGGGCCAUAUACACUAAAGACAGCUGCUACUCUACUCUUAGAUGGUGCAGAAAGCAAUGGGUUGAUUGGUACGUCGAACAGCCUGUGGAUUCAUGAAGAGUGUGCGGUGUGGACACCAGGAGUAUGCUUAGUUGGAUCACAGCUUAUUGGAUUUCAAGAAGCAAUUUCUGAUGCUGAAAAUAUGGUGUGUGUAGAGUGCAAAGAAUCCGGAGCUACCCUGUGCUGUAGUACUCACAGCUGCAAGAAGUACUACCACUAUCACUGUGCAAGUGUAGUUGAUUGUUACUUCGAUAAAGAGAAAUUUUUAGUAACAUGUCCCAAACAUUCUACCAACUGAUAGUAAAUCUAAGUCAUCUGUUGCCUCUUUCAUAAUCUAGCUGUAAAAAAUAUAACUGUACAUUGAUUAUUUAUACAUGAUUGUUAUAAUGG
Halichondria panicea is the source of this 3299-nucleotide messenger RNA. RefSeq lists its product as uncharacterized. The transcript is spliced from 7 exons. Gene Ontology annotation, cellular component: nucleus. Bases 136 to 3207 code for a protein of 1023 amino acids. The record is from RefSeq and is a predicted model, not a curated record. Gene Ontology annotation, biological process: regulation of transcription by RNA polymerase II. Lineage: Eukaryota; Metazoa; Porifera; Demospongiae; Suberitida; Halichondriidae.